This is a messenger RNA of Propithecus coquereli (Coquerel's sifaka), 557 nucleotides long. It is a transcript of the gene UROC1, whose product is annotated as urocanate hydratase 1. The record is from RefSeq and is a predicted model, not a curated record. Gene Ontology annotation, molecular function: urocanate hydratase activity. Bases 73 to 465 code for a protein of 130 amino acids. The transcript is spliced from 5 exons. Gene Ontology annotation, biological process: L-histidine catabolic process. Lineage: Eukaryota; Metazoa; Chordata; Mammalia; Primates; Indriidae.
ACCUGUUAGGAGUGCGCUGGGCUGCAGGUGGAUAGAGCCGCCCUGGAGAAGCGCCGCAGGCAAGGCUGGCUGAUGGAAGUGACCGACAGCUUGGACCGCUGCAUCGAGAGACUCAGGGAAGCAAGGACCAGGAAGGAGGUGCUCAGCCUUGGUUACCACGGCAACGUGGUGGCGCUUUGGGAGCACCUGGUGCACGUGUUGGACACCACGGGGGAGCUCCUGGUGGACCUCGGGUCGGACCAGACCUCCUGCCACAACCCGUUCAACGGCGGCUACUACCCCGUCCAGCUCGGCUUCUCGGAGGCCCAGAGCCUCAUGGCCUCCGACCCGGCCGCGUUCCAGCGCCUGGUCCAGGAAAGUCUGCGGAGGCAGGUCGCAGCCAUCAACAGGCUGGCCAAGGAGAACUUCUUCUUUUGGGACUACGGCAAUGCCUUCCUCUUGGAGGCCCAGAGAGCAGGUGGGUGAGAGGAGGACGGGUGGGCCGGGGGCCCCAGGCAGGGUCUCCCCAGCCCUGCCCCCUCCCCGGAGAUGGCCCCAGCCGGCAUGGCGUGCACAGG